Lachancea nothofagi CBS 11611 is the source of this 1569-nucleotide messenger RNA. The record is from the annotation of a GenBank genome assembly. NCBI's taxonomy places the organism in Eukaryota, Fungi, Ascomycota, Saccharomycetes, Saccharomycetales, Saccharomycetaceae.
AUGAAGAACAUAAUUAAUCAAUCUGGGCAAGAGAGUACCAAACUUCCGGACGAGAGGGAAAAGAGCCCUAUCAUCACUACAGUUCUAUCUCUAGAAGGUGAACUUAUUGAGGUCAACGAAAAAGAUGCCGACCAAGCUUUACAGUACGCCUUGGGAACAGAAAGUCUUGAGUUAGAUCCGGAGGUUGAAAAGAAGCUAAUAAGAAAGAUUGACUGGUGCAUCCUGCCCAUAAUAGUGGCUCUGAUGUCGUGCCAGCUGAUGGACAAAACCACAAAUUCCUACGCUUCUAUUAUGGGCUUAACCACAGACUUGGAUAUGACUAGUCAAGCCUAUUCGUGGGUAGGAAGUUCCUUCUACUUUGGGUACUUGAUCUUCCAAUUCCCAGCAAACUUACUUUUACAAAGAUUCCCGCUAUCCAAGACUCUUGGCUGUGCUGUAAUAUUAUGGGGUAUUAUUCUUAUGUGUCACGCUGCUUGCUUUUCCUCCGCUCCUUUCCUUGUGUGCCGCGUUUUGCUUGGUGUUUUCGAAGGCUUCAUGAACCCUGCUUACAUUUUGCUAACAGCGCAAUGGUACAAAAAGAGCGAGCAGUUUAUGAGAUCUUGCAUUUGGUUUGGAUUCCAAGGUUUCGGAACGAUUUUAGGCGCUGGUAUUGCAUACGGGCUCGUUUCACACAAUAACUACGCUUUGUCGUCAUGGAGACUGCUUUAUAUCAUUACUGGAGUUAUCACCAUUGCAUUGGGUAUCAUUUCUGUUGUCCACAUUCCUGAUAUUCCAGUCAAGGCAUGGUUUUUGAACGAAACUGAAAAGAAAUACUGUGUCGAGAGAAUCAGAAGCAAUCAGCAAGGUUUCGGUAAUCAGCGCUUCAAGAUUGGUCAACUACGCGAAGCGUUCAAAGAUCUGAGAACUUUGAUUUUCUUUGUGUAUGGAAUGUCUUAUGCCAUUCCCAAUGGUGGCUUUACGAAUUUUGGUUCUAUUCUUCUACACAAAGAUUUUGGAUUUUCUACGAAAGAGUCUUUAUUGAUGAACAUGCCAGGUGGUGGGAUUGACAUUAUUAUUCCAUUUGUUGUGGCGUAUAUCAGCGUUAAACUUUUCAAGGGUGACAGACUGAUCAUUUGCUUCAUUGUUAACUCACUUGUCAUUGUUGGAAUGUGUCUUUUGAAUUUUACGGCGCAUAAAGGGUCCAAAUUAGCGGGAUAUUUAUCCUUCUAUGCUGCAACAGCCGUGGUAUCCGGUAUUGUUUCAUGUAUCUCUUCAAACACUGCUGGCCACACAAAAAAAGUCACUGUGAAUACCAUUUUUCUCAUUGGAUACUGCGUUGGUAACAUCAUUGGCCCACAAAGUUUCCGCGCCAACCAGGCUCCAAACUAUGCUGGUGCCAAAAUCGCUAUGCUAGUUUCUUUUUGCAUGGGUGAUGUUUGCAUUGCGGCGAUGUACUUUUUGAACAAGAGGGACAACAAGAUUCGUGAUGAAAAAAGGGCUUCUCUUGGCGAAGACUAUCCAGAACCGGAUAACCUUGCUUUUUCGGAUCUGACGGACAAGGAGAAUCCUGCAUUCAGAUACUCUCUUUAG